Botrytis cinerea B05.10 is the source of this 1956-nucleotide messenger RNA. RefSeq lists its product as hypothetical. The coding region runs from base 260 to 1723 and encodes 487 amino acids. The transcript is spliced from 6 exons. NCBI's taxonomy places the organism in Eukaryota, Fungi, Ascomycota, Leotiomycetes, Helotiales, Sclerotiniaceae. The record is from RefSeq and is a predicted model, not a curated record.
GUGUGGUGAUAGUUAUAUGUCCGCUCGUGAAAGAGCCUUUAGCAAAAUGCCGUACUGGAUAGCACUGCGAAGUUGCAUGCACAUGUAUAGAUGUGGAGAAAAUUUCUAGUGCACUCAUCCCGUUUCUUAGAUGGGAUUUCUCGAUAUCAAUACAUGUAAAUGUCGUUGAAUUCCAUGAUCAGUAUGGUUUGUUGUGGAGAAUUUAUGUUUUCAAACAUAUUUCAUUGCGAUAUCUGGGCCUGUCAUUCAUUGUUAUAUAAUGGCGGAAGAUCGAGGUCCUGAGAUUGCUGUUGUUCUUUGUGUCUUCAUGGGACUUUCGUGGCUGUUUUUUUCUCUUAGGGUCAUUGUCCGUUUAUUUAUUACGAAAUCUUGGAGCUUUGAUGAUUCUUUGCUUGUGGUGUCACUCUUUCUAUACACUCUCUACGGCGCAGCAGGAUUACGAUCUGUGAAAUUUGGGAGUGGACAACACACCGAUCAGAUUUCACGAGAAGAUCUCCCUCGAGCUCUGCGGGCAUGGUGGUUUGACGAAAGCCUCUAUGCCCUCACAACUCUUUUUGUUCGCCUUUCAAUCUCUGUGUUCCUUCUCAGAUUGUCCACUCGCUCACUACAUAAGAGCAUCAUCUACGCAACCCAAGCUUCUGUCCUUAUUUUUACCAUUGUUUUCAUUGUUCUCGUUGUUUGUCAAUGCACCCCAUUUGACUAUUUCUGGAAGCAAUAUGAAGGUGCAACAGGCUUCUGCGUAGAUAGCAGUAUAGUUCCAGCAGCCAGCGUAGCACAUUCCGUUAUAGGAUUUACUGUGGACUGGACGCUUGGUCUCUUGCCUAUCUGUAUUAUGUGGGAUUCGAAGAUCAGUAUGAAGGCCAAAGUCUCUAUUUCCGGUGUUCUUUCUCUUGGCUUACUAGCUGGAAUUGCGACAAUAAUACGCAUACCUUUUAUCAAAGUCCUGCCAAUUACGAAUGAUUUUCUAUACGCAACCACAGAUAUAGCUAUCUGGUCUACCGUUGAGCCCGGCCUCGGAAUAAUUGCAUUCAGUGGCGCGACUCUCCGCCCUCUUCUCCGUCUCUUCUUCCCCAAAACUUUCUCUUCACUUUGUCCCAAUGAAUCUCUCGGUCAAAUCCAACCAUAUAGAACCACUUAUACCGAAAGGCCAAACUAUAUAUAUAAUAUGAAUCUCAUCGCCAAUAAACGAGCUUCCACGUAUCGAGAUUCAAAUUCUACAUAUACGGCUUUUGAUCAAGAUUCGAGGGUCUCGAGUUUUACUUCAUUUUCUUGCAGUACUUUAGUUGAUAGUGCGAGAAGUUCUAGAAGUGCAAUUGGCAUGGAUAAGGGGAGAAUGGGGAGCGUCGGAAUACUGGGAGGAUUGAGGAUGUCGGGGUUUAGCGUCAGAGAGGUGGAUGAGGAGUUCUUUUGCGAAGGAGAAUCGGGAGACAAGAAGAUAGAGAAGGAAGGAAGGGUACAGGUUACAAUUGAAGAGCUUUCAGACGAGAGUAUAGAGGGUAUAGAUAUGGAGGUGAGAAGCAGAACAAACUCGAUGAUGAAAACAGAGGAUAUGCAGUGGCCUCUCGAGAGUGGGAGUGGAGGUUUGAGUGUAAGGACUUUGACAAACGAGCUGUUUGAAAAUAGGGAGUGGCCGUUGAGGCCAAGGAGUGAUAGUGUGAGGACUUUGGUCAAUUCUAGGUGUUCUUCUAUGGGACCGGUUGGGACUGUAAGAGAUAUGGUUUAGCUAUUGAUUUUUGUUUGAGAAAAUAGGUCGGGUUUUCGGUCUGGUGCUUUGAGAGGGGUUAGAUGAUAGGCGUUUAAAACUCAGGCCAUACUAAUGGACGCCGGCUGGAUAUAUAAUGUGAGGUUUCGUCGUAUAUAAAAAUAUAGACAGAAGAGAAGGUAACAUUAGAAGAAACAUAACAUUGUAAAAAAGACUUGAAAGGAUUCUCUUGCCAAAAUCUCAGUCGGGACACA